AUGAUAGCAGAAUAUAAAAGUAUGGCUUACAGUAUAACUGUAUCGCUUUGCCUAAUGGCAGGGCUAUUGAUGGAAAGUCUUGUGUGUAAGACAGCAAACUGUGCAUUCUUUUUGAGUUCAACACUGUUCAUAUCAAUGGCCUUGAUGUUGUUCAACCUAGCGCACAUGAUGAAGGCAAAGACAAGGAUUACGCUUAUCUCUGCAUACAUGGGGUCCAUAAGUGCCUUGAUGGACAUCAUGAUUAUCUUCAUGUACACAAGGAUUCUACAAGCAAACUCUUUGUUCUUCUGCUUGGCCUAUUUGCUAUACCAGCUGACGGCUUCCAUUCUGACCUGCUUUACAUCGUUCACGAGCUCCGCCUUCAUGAUAUGGAUAUGUGUCAUAUUUCUCUGCCCAUUAUUUGACCUGUGGUUUGUAGAGGAGCAUGGGUUCUCAAGGUCUCAGGUUCCAGACUUUAUGAAGUACUACAUCGCAAACGGCUCCAUGAACAUAAUAUUCUUCAUUCCCAUGGUUGGAAUCAGAGUGAUAUUCGGAGAGUUCUUCGGGAGAAUUGAAGACAGGGAAUCGUCCGACUUCUUCAACUCGUUAGCAAUGGCUGCAAUUGGAAGCGCACUGGCAUUCAUCGAUGCGCCCGCAUUCAAGGGGGAGCUCCGUAAGGUAGGCAGUGUCUCCACCCCAUUCAUCGUAUCAAACAGCAUCCUUGCUGGAUCCUUGAUGAUCUUGAAGUCAAAUGGGUGCAUAACCCUUCCUUCUGUGUACCCAUCAAUGUCCAUAUUGUUUAUGAUAAUAUCUGCAUUGUUCUGCUCUUCCCACAUGCCUUGGCUCUGGAAGAAAACAAUUCUGGAGCAUUCCUUGAAUUCCCCGUACCUCUUCUAUCUAUCCACAUUCUCUCUCUUCAUAAUAUACAUAAUCAUCGUGCAUAAGAAUAGCAUCGUCUCCCGUCCCACAAGAGAUGGGUUCGUGCCCGGAAUGACAUGGUGGCUCUGGGGAUAG
Molecule: messenger RNA, 993 nt
Organism: Encephalitozoon hellem ATCC 50504
Lineage: Eukaryota; Fungi; Microsporidia; Unikaryonidae
Exons: 1
Coding region: 1-993 (330 amino acids)
Source: RefSeq, a predicted model, not a curated record